Balaenoptera acutorostrata (minke whale) is the source of this 2902-nucleotide messenger RNA. It is a transcript of the gene HACD3, whose product is annotated as 3-hydroxyacyl-CoA dehydratase 3. Gene Ontology annotation, cellular component: endoplasmic reticulum membrane. The transcript has 11 exons. Lineage: Eukaryota; Metazoa; Chordata; Mammalia; Artiodactyla; Balaenopteridae. Gene Ontology annotation, molecular function: 3-hydroxyacyl-CoA dehydratase activity. The record is from RefSeq and is a predicted model, not a curated record. Gene Ontology annotation, biological process: fatty acid elongation; very long-chain fatty acid biosynthetic process; sphingolipid biosynthetic process. The coding region runs from base 192 to 1280 and encodes 362 amino acids.
GAGCCCGCGCCGCUGCUUCCCCUGCUCGCCACUGCGCAGGCGCGGCCCGCGAGCGUGGGUCGUGUAGAGGCAGCGGGCUGCCGGCACUCCGGAGCGAGGUGGUGUUGCGGCCUGUGUUCGGCCAGCUCCAGCCGCGCACAACCUGCCUGAGGCAGUGAGCCUAGUCUCCCCGCGCCCUGGGCAGUGUGGUCAUGGAGAAUCAGGUGCUGACGCCGCACGUCUACUGGGCUCAGCGGCACCGCGAGCUGUAUCUGCGCGUGGAGCUGAGUGACGUGCAGAAUCCUGCCAUCAGCAUCACUGAAAAUGUGCUGCAUUUCAAAGCUCAGGGGCAUGGUGCCAAAGGAGACAAUGUUUAUGAAUUUCACCUGGAGUUCUUAGACCUUGUGAAGCCAGAGCUGGUUUACAAACUGACCCAGAGGCAGGUGAACAUCACGGUACAGAAGAAGGUGAGCCAGUGGUGGGAGAGACUCACCAAGCAGGAGAAGCGCCCACUGUUUUUGGCCCCUGACUUUGAUCGUUGGCUGGACGAGUCUGAUGCUGAAAUGGAGCUCAGAGCCAAGGAAGAAGAACGCCUAAAUAAACUCAGAAUUGAAAGCCAAGGCUCCCCUGAAACUCUUGCAAGCUUGAAGAAAGGAUACCUGUUCAUGUAUAAUCUAGUGCAGUUCUUGGGAUUCUCCUGGAUAUUUGUCAACAUGACUGUGCGGUUCCUUAUCUUGGGAAAAGAGUCCUUCUAUGACACGUUCCACACCGUGGCUGACAUGAUGUAUUUCUGCCAGAUGCUGGCAGUUGUGGAAGCUAUCAAUGCAGCAAUUGGAGUCACUAAGUCAUCAGUGAUACCUUCUCUUUUCCAGCUUCUUGGAAGAAACUUCAUUUUGUUUAUCGUCUUUGGCACCAUGGAAGAAAUGCAAAACAAAGCUGUGGUUUUCUUUGUGUUUUAUAUAUGGAGCACAGCUGAAAUUUUGAGGUACCCCUUCUACAUGCUUUCCUGCAUUGACAUGGAUUGGAAGGUGCUCACAUGGCUUCGUUACACUAUGUGGAUUCCCCUAUAUCCUCUGGGAUGUUUGGCAGAAGCCGUCUCAGUGAUCCAGUCCAUUCCAAUAUUUAAUGAAACAGGAAGAUUCAGCUUCACAUUGCCAUAUCCAGUGAAAAUCAAAGUUAGAUUUUCCUUUUUUCUUCAGAUUUAUCUUAUAAUAUUAUUUUUAGGAUUAUACAUAAAUUUCCGUCAUCUUUAUAAACAGCGCAGGCGGCGCUUUGGACAAAAAAAGAAAAAGAUCCACUAAAAAGAGAGAUUUAGAUGACUUCUUGCCAGUUUGAGCCUAAUCUAUAAUUCUUACAGUUUUACCUUCUUGUACUGAUGUAAAAGUUUUUUUAAAGUUAAAUGAUUAAAUUCUCAGUGAGGCUAUCUUCCUUUUUCCCCAGUAACAUUCCUGAAUUUACUGUAUUAUCUUAGUGUAGUACUUGCAUGACAUGGAUUCCUGAUACCUGAUGACAGGUUCAUUCCUGUGUAUUCCAUUAAUGACAGCAAAAGACUCAGCCCUACCCCCACCCACUCCAUGUCCAGUCAGUCUGUUUCACACAGGCCAGAGAUACUUCUUCAGUGCCCUGAUGCUACCAGCUACUGGCCAUUCUUAUAGCUGGGAUUUGUUCUUUUCAGCUAUUGCUUGUGAAAAAAAAAAAAAAGCAAGACUAUGUUGCUGUAUAGGAGGCUGUGAAAGUGACUCAGACAAGGACCUAAUAUAUUCUGUACCCAAGGGGCUACUUGUUAAGUGGGUUGGCAUUGAUUUUCUGGAAAUCGAGUUUUACUCAGUCAUUGAUAAAACAUUUCUGAGUCUGAGUAGGCCUGGAGGACACAUAUUACCUCUGAAUCUUUUGGUCUCUCUAACAACAUCUUAACCUGCGUGGGCACUGGAGAGGCACAGGGUGAUUUGAGAGAAACCAGUCAGAACCUUGGAACACCAUGAUCACUUACUUCAUUCCUAGCUAAAUCAGAACUAUUUUCAACACGAAAGAAAGAUGAAACAUUAGUUAGAAAACAAUGAGAUUAUAAGAGUUCCAAACGCAAAUGGUGCUACAGGGAUCAGAAGGGUCAAACUGGCCAUGCAGCCUGUGGCAAACUGGAAACAUCAGAGUAGGCCAAGUAAAAAUACCUACGAAACUGUCUUAGGCUGUGCACAGACCUGAAAAACUCAGUGUUCCUUCCCCUGCAUUGACUUAGUCCAUUUACUUGUGUCAGAGUGAGUUGGUGGAACUGUUUGAAUAGGCCUCAAAAACACCUGCUUUUUAUUUUGCUGUUGUUUCACCUGUCUGCAGUAGGACAGUGAAAACAGAGUGAGAACUUUGGCUGGAGAACCACCAGCUGAGCCUUUAACAAUUCCUGGCAGGAAAUCCACCAGCAGAGGAACUGAAAAAAAUCUAGACACUAUGAUUUGGCCAUUGUCGAAAACAUCAGUUUUCCCUAAUACAUUCCAAGUAAACCAAGUAAUGUUUGUAUAUAAGAAUUUAAGGUAUGAUGGCUCUUUCUGUUCUGCCAUUCCCAUUGUUCUUGGGGGAAAGGGGACUCAGUGGGUUAUGCUGUUUCUCUGAGCCCAAGAUGGAAACUUGGUUUGACCUAAGUAAAAACAUCUGAUUAGCAUAGGCUGGUUGAUAUUUUUACAAGUUCAUUGCACCGAAGGAUAUUUUGCAUGUCUGCAACUUCUGUCAACAUUUGUUUGUAUUAAUUUCUGGUGUUCUUUCAACUGACUUUCUAUGUGUAAUUGGGCAGAUCAGCUUUACAGCAGAUUAUGCUGUAUCUUUGUGGCAGAAUCUUGUAUUCUUAGUGAUUGAUUGUUAUAAACCCCUUUAUUGCUGUCUGAGAAAGCUAAAGAUUGUGUAUUUCUAUUAAACAUUUACAAUUAAAAUCUUA